Penicillium canariense is the source of this 1491-nucleotide messenger RNA. RefSeq names its product Major facilitator superfamily domain general substrate transporter. The coding region runs from base 1 to 1491 and encodes 496 amino acids. NCBI's taxonomy places the organism in Eukaryota, Fungi, Ascomycota, Eurotiomycetes, Eurotiales, Aspergillaceae. Gene Ontology annotation, biological process: transmembrane transport. The transcript has 2 exons. The record is from RefSeq and is a predicted model, not a curated record. Gene Ontology annotation, molecular function: transmembrane transporter activity.
AUGAGUUCAGAGUCCUCCCUUUCAAAGGCCGCUCCCAGGCCCUAUAGCUCAUAUAGCAGCUUUCAAAAAGGAUACAUCGUUUUUACAGCAGCGGGCGCUGGUUUCUUCUCCUCGUUGUCAGCGCAAAUCUACUUUCCAGCCCUGAAUACUCUUGCCGAGGAUCUGAAUGUGUCCGCGUCGCUCAUUAACCUGACGGUGACAAGUUAUAUGAUCUUCCAAGGUAUUGCGCCCAUGUUCAUUGGCAGCUUCGCAGACCAGGCCGGCCGACGACCUGCAUACAUUAUCUGCUUCAUCAUUUACAUUGCCUCCAACAUCGGCCUGGCAUUGCAGGACAACUAUGCCGCCUUGAUCGUACUACGAUGUUUGCAGAGCUCCGGGAUCAGCAGCACCGUGGCGCUGUCCGCCGCAACUGUGGCCGACAUCAGCACGAAAGAAGAGCGAGGAUCAUCCAUGGGCUUCGUCAUGGCGGGGAAUUUCAUGGGGCCAGCCAUUGGGCCUAUCAUCGGUGGCUUACUAGCACAGUAUCUCGGCUGGAGGUCGAUCUUUUGGUUCCUAACCAUUGCAUCGGGGGUCUUUCUGCUACCCCUUCUCUUAUUCCUCCCAGAGACAGCACGCAAUGUCGUCGGGGACGGCUCGUCUCCCGCACAGCCUUGGAACAGGCCCUUUAUUCCAUGCAUGCUGCCGCCAACCAGAACGGCUGAGAAGGGACCCUCCUCACCCCCUGACGAUCUCGACAGCUGCGCUAGUGAUGAUGCGUCGAAGAAGAUGCAGCACAAGCUACGAUUCCCCAAUCCACUCCAUCCGCUUACCGUCGUGUUCCAUCCCAACUCGAUCAUUGUUCUCCUAGUCACCGGCGUUAUCAUGGGUGGCAAUAUGACCGUCCUCUCCUCCAUCACCGAGAUCUACAGCGAGCAGUACGGCCUAGACAUGCUACAGAUAGGGCUGUGCUAUAUCACGCUGGGGACGGGGUCAAUCGUCGCCUCCGUCGUCACAGGACGACUGCUAGACUGGAAUUAUAAGCGCAUGGCCUCCCACAGCGCGAAAGAUGACACCCCCGAGGAACAGCAGAAGGCCAAAGAUGCCGUGUCGGUCGAGAAAGCCCGCAGCAUGAUCACCAUCCCACUUGUCGUUCUUGGUAGUUUGACCGUGCUGGCCUUCGGCUGGGUGCUCAAUUACGGGGCACCCCUCCCAGCGCCGGAGGUGCUUCUGUUCUUCGUUGGGGUGGGCCAGACAGGCGGCUUUAUUUCGACCUCGACCCUUCUGGUGGACCUGCAUACGUCUCAGCCUGCGGCUGCUACUGCCGCCAACAACAUGGUGCGCUCGUUCUUCUCGGCUGGAGCAUCCGCUGCUAUCGAUCCCAUGCUGAAGGCGAUGGGACGGGGAUGGGCAUUCACACUUGUCACAUUCAUCUUACUGGGCACCAUUCCGUUCCUCUUGCUGCUCUGUGGCAUAGGGCGACAGAAGAAAGACGCGGUACAAGAUAGGACUUGA